This is a messenger RNA of Lutzomyia longipalpis, 1298 nucleotides long. It is a transcript of the gene Rad60, whose product is annotated as DNA repair protein Rad60. The transcript is spliced from 3 exons. Gene Ontology annotation, molecular function: protein binding. The record is from RefSeq and is a predicted model, not a curated record. The coding region runs from base 104 to 1114 and encodes 336 amino acids. NCBI's taxonomy places the organism in Eukaryota, Metazoa, Arthropoda, Insecta, Diptera, Psychodidae. Gene Ontology annotation, biological process: cytokine production; positive regulation of transcription by RNA polymerase II.
GCGCAGUAGCCAGGAGAUAUUGACAUUUUACUUUUGUUUGGGUUUGAGCGGUUUGAGAAAAGCAAAAUAAAUAGAAAAUAACUUCUAAAAACCACGAAGAAUAAUGCAGGACGAACAGGACGAUUAUGAGGACUUUGAUAUUCUAUCUAAUUUAAACAAUCUCAACAAUGAUCCAGUUCCAAUGAAAUUCUCAAAUGAUCCCGAAAAUCCUUCCGACCAGGAUGACAUUGAUGAUUUUCCUGAUUCACCAGGGCCUCAGACAAAAAAUCUCUCAAAUACCAAUGAAAAGGAGAUGAGCAAGAAGGAGCAGCAGCUGAUGAAGCGCUACAAGAAGAAGCUGGAAACGGUACAGAAGCAAAUCCAGAAGAAACAGUUGAAAGAAACUAAAAAUCAACCUCAGGGAAAAAUCAGGAAAAGAAGAGUAAUUCCAGGUGAAAAAAUUAGCAGGAGGAGAACAAGAAGAAAUCCUGGAAGCCCCCAGAUAGUCGAUUAUAUCACAAUUGGGGCACAGGAUAUGGACGAAGACUACAAAGAUUGCCCAAGGACGUCUGAAAGUAGUGGACAGUCAUCAUCCAAUAACGAUAUUGAUUAUGAGAUUACAAUCAAGCUCAAGUGGAAGGAACAAAUUGAAAGAAUUCCCUUCCGAUACCUUCAGUCAUUCCGAGUUCUCUUUGAGAAUCUCAGCAAAAAAGAAGGGGUAGCUCCUAAUAUGAUUCUCCUGCUGAUGGAAGAUCGAAUUGUAGCUCCCACAGAUACUCCUAGCUCUAUUGGCUACACGAGCAUUGAUUUUAUAAGUGGUCGUGUUGUUCAGCCCAACAUGCUCACUGUUGUAUCCCCAAAGAAGCUUCACCUUAAAAUCCAAUCUGAUCAGUGGAGGAAACCUCUUGCAGUGACGACAGAGAAAACCGACAAAAUUGAAGAUUUAUUGAAAAGAUGUGCUCUGGAACUGAAAUGCGCCACAGAUGAGAUAAACUUGAGAUUUGACGGGGAGAUUCUCAAUAGUGCGAUGACUCUGCAGGAUUUGGAGUUGGAAGGGGGUGAACUGAUCGACUGUGUAUUCAACACGAGGAGGCAAAAGCGAAAAACCACCCUCUGCUCUUCAUUAGAUUAUUAAAAUUUCGUUUGUCGAACAUCCGCCCCUAAUUCAAUUUUGCCUCAGAAAUGCAUGGAAUUCACCGGCAAAUUUUGAGGCAAAAUACCGAGGGGUGUACAACUCACGAAUAUUUUAAUAUUGAAAACUUUUGUACAUUAUUAUAAAAAUAUUAUUGACUAUUAAAAAAUAUCUUUAUUAAACUUAA